ACCGCCAGAGAAUUGACAUGAAUAACAUGAAUAAGUCGGACAUUGACUUAGCACAGCUGCUCAAGACAUUUGAUCCGGAUACAAAGUCCUUCAAAUUUGGAACCAAAUCAUUCCAAAUCACAAGCAAUGCAGUGACUCAGAUUCUAGGACUGCCAAAUGAAGGCAAAUCUGUCAAACUUGUCAAUGAUAGGUACACUGCUACCUUCAGAACAAGGCACUUUGGAGAAAAGGGAAAACCUUCAAAAAACCAGGUAGAAGCAGAAUUACAAAAGACAAUUGCCUUGGCAAACCAACAGAAGAAAGAAAAGGCAAAGACAGAGCAAAAUAAAAAAACGAACAAAGGAAAAGAAAGGAAAGAAGCUGAAGAAGAAGAAGAAGAAGAAGAAGUUGAUUACGACAAGGAGGUGGUCAGCCUAAUAUUGAUUCUGCUGUGCAUGACAUUCCUUUUUGCCAACUCUUCAUCUACUUUGCAUUGGAAAUUAUUUGAGCACUGCGUGAAUCUAGACACACUUUCAAGCUAUUCGUGGGCAAGAGCUGUUUCAGACUACAUGAAUGAAUCCUUGACCGCAAAAGCAAAAGCAAAAGCAAAGAAGGGAGGAGAAGCCUCUAUAGGAGCUGUUUCGGGUUGCACUAUCCUAAUAUUGUUUCUACUGUGUGAGAGGACAAACAUCAUACAACCAAUCCUUGGCAAGGAGAAAGAAACUCCUGCCAUUCUUAGAUGGAGUCUUGUGGAACUCCACACAAGAUUCAACCAAAUAAAGGACUUGAAUGACAUCGAGGGUAUUUUCAAAACUCCUAAAAAGCGAAAAACUACCAGGGAAGAGGAAGACACUGUUGAGAAGGUAAUUGAAAUCUGUAUACAGUGCAUUGCAGUUUGUGUUUUCUACAUUGCAGUUUGCAUUUUAUCCAAUGCAGUUUCUGAAUCAUUCAAUCUCAUUGUACAGGGUAUUUUGAAAACAUAUAAAAAGAGAAAAACUACCGAAGAAGAGGGAGACCCUCUUGACAAGGAAAAAGAAAAAGAAGAUGAUGAGGGAAAACCUGAUGAUGCAAUUCAAGACCUCUUGGUGAAGUCCAUGACAGACCAAAUCAACUACCGCCAACAACAAGAUCCUAGCUUCGUUUUCCCGGAAAGAUUACAACUGUGGAAGGAUGAAAAGAAUGAAGACAGUGAGAAGAAAAUGAAGGAAUUGUGGGAUAUAUUUAUCCAAGCAGAAAAGAGAUCAAAGGAGCUGGAAGUGGAGUUGGCAACAUACAUAGAGAAAUUAGAUAAUGAAGAAUGUGUGACUGCCACCAUGACAGUGGAAUCUACAGUUCAGCUUAAUGAAAUACAAAAUCUGAAAAGGAGGAUUGCAGAAUUGGAAGGCAAGGAAACUGGUAUUGACAUGGAGAAGAUUGCCAAGAAAAAGGAGAUUCAAGAAAAGUACAAGGCAGAAAUUGAAAGCUUGUUGUCAGACCCAACAAUCUUUGAAAUGGAGAUGGAUCUGCCUACAAAACAACCAACACAACCAGUUGAAGAGAAAGAAAAAGAAAAGAAAGAAGAAGAGAAGCAACAAGAAGAGAGAGAAGAAGAGAAGAAGCAAGAUGCUCCAACACCUGAUGUUCCUUCAAGAGUACAAAGGGUGAAGAACAGAGAAAGAAAGAGGCUUCAAGCAUCUUGCUAUGUGUACGAAAAAAAUAAGAAAACAAAAAAGGAGGCAAAAAAGGAUGAUGAAGAACUACCACAAUUCAAGCUUAUCUCUUCCGAGGAGUUAACACAAGAGGCAUCUCAGCCCGAUGCCACAAAUCCAAUUCCUGACCCCCCUAAAGGAACGAGCCUUCAUGAUUCAAUACCUGUGGAUCUACAACAAUCAAGUGAUGAAGAUGAAGCACAAAAAAAGCAAACAAAGAAAAAACUAGGAUGGGGUCAGAAAAAGGUGUGGCAGAAAAUUCCAAAGCCGGACAGGGAAAGCAUUGAAAAACACUACUUAAGCACUCAACUUCGUGAUAUCUUCUGGGCAGGACUCAAUGAUGAGAAAGUGACAAACCAUGAUCUCAAAGAUAUUGUAUGGGACCUGGAACUGUCACAAAACGUCAUUGAGGCCUAUAUCCAAAUAGAGGAGGAUAAAAUAGAGCCCAUGCAGACAGAGAGUCCACAGUACAUGUCCACAUGGACUUGGGCUUACAUGCAAAGCUUCCUAGAGCCAUCUUGGCACAGGUUCCUGUAUGAACCCUUACUUGAAAAACUCGGGAAAUGCAAUGUUCUUUUCUUCCCAAUUAUUUCACAAGAAGAGUUCCACUUCACACUUCUCACAUUUCACAAAAAUGAACGAAAGUGGAGACACUACAAUCCACUUAGAUCGUUGGGACGUAGAAAAGAAGAAAGGUGCAUUGACAUUGCUCGAAACUUUGUUAAUAUUGUUGAAGGGUGGCUAGAAUAUAUAAGACCUCAAGCACGAGUGUUCAUAGAAACAAAAAAAAAACCAACACUUGUGAAGCAAAAAGAAGGGCCCCCAACACUUGUACAAAAAGAUUUGACUCCAAAUGAAGAACUCACUCUCAAAUGGAUUAUGCAAAAUCCAUUGCAGUUUCCAUUUGAGGAUGACAUGGAAUGUGCUCAACAAAGUGCAUCUUCAUUGGAUUGCGGCAUGUUCGUCAUGUUCUAUAUGGAUAAAAUAGCACAAGGACAGCCCAUUCCAAAAAGCGUGGACAAGAAAUUCAUGAAUGAAUAUCGAGCACAAUAUGUCACAAAACUCCUACACCACAAAAACUGUGUAAUUAAUCGUCUCUAGUGAUUUGCCUUUCGUUAACUCAAGACAAUAUGUAUCUUAAUUCUUGUGGAUGUUUGUAAAUAUUUCUAGUUAUGGUAUAUGAGAACAUAUUUCCUAUA
Messenger RNA from Prunus persica (peach), 2866 nucleotides. RefSeq lists its product as uncharacterized. The transcript has 10 exons. Lineage: Eukaryota; Viridiplantae; Streptophyta; Magnoliopsida; Rosales; Rosaceae. The record is from RefSeq and is a predicted model, not a curated record. The coding region runs from base 18 to 2768 and encodes 916 amino acids. Gene Ontology annotation, biological process: proteolysis. Gene Ontology annotation, molecular function: cysteine-type peptidase activity.